Colletotrichum chrysophilum is the source of this 849-nucleotide messenger RNA. RefSeq lists its product as uncharacterized. The record is from RefSeq and is a predicted model, not a curated record. The coding region runs from base 1 to 849 and encodes 282 amino acids. The transcript has a single exon. Lineage: Eukaryota; Fungi; Ascomycota; Sordariomycetes; Glomerellales; Glomerellaceae.
AUGUCCGACGAUUGGUUUUCUUCCAAGCUCGCCCCGGACGGCAGCGUCGAAGACGGAUGCCAUCCCCAAGAGGCACAGGCAAUGAAAGACUACCUGCACCAGAAGACAACUGCAGCCGAUGCCGCUCGAGCCAUCACCCAUCCGGUCGUGACUGCCGACAACCCCGGAGAGGACCUCGUCCGCCUAUGGGUAUUUCUAAUGGAUUCUCUCGUGGAAUUACCGGCACAACACAUCGAGUCAUUGGUAGAGCUGCUCAAGGCAAUCGAGAACCAAUCAGAGCCCGACUUUACAUCUCUAGGCGAGAGCAAGCGGCCCUCUGAGAGACUGUGGAAGGGUCUCCCAGGUUUCGGCAACCUAUGGUCCGAUUCAUAUCAAUCUGGGGGCUGGAGAAAGGCUGCCACGGCGGCGAAGGGCCCCGAGCGUGAUGUGCUGCGAGACGCACACGUCAGGAAGGCAGAGAUUGAGGCGCGGUUGGUCGCGGCUGGCAUCGGCGCCAUCCCAAUUGACUGGGGUUAUGAGGUUGCCGCCGACGCCUUGGAGAGCAGCAACGCACUGCUUGAUUUUGAGGUUCCAGCUGCGGCAAAGUGGCUCGCUAUCUGCGGUCGGCGGUUCCGAAAGGGGGCGGAGGAUGGUGAGGAGAGUUGGGCUUUGAAGCCCCAUGUUACGGCAUCGACAAAUACCCCUUCUCGGGAUCUCUUGAAAGCAUCCUGGGACCAGAAGCUGAGUUUGGAACGAUGGUCGUGGUGGGAAGGGCGCCUGAGGGAGUUGCAGGGGGAGAAGGGGGUUGUUCAGCAUGCAGCGACGACGGCGCUCGGGGCCAUGAGCAAGACAUCCCGUGCGCAAUCGUGA